GUGGCGGCCGAUGGCGGGGCCCCGGGGCGAGCUGGAGCCUCUUUUGGGCGGCCGCGGCCACGGAGGGCAGGGCGACCCGGUGGGCCCGGGUGCCGGGGCCGGGCAGGACCUGCGCAUCCACCAGGCUGUGGUCUUCAUUGAAGACGCUGUCGAGUACCGCUCCAUCUACCACCGAAUGGACUCCGGCUCGCUGUGGCUCUACCGGUGCUAUUACUCCAACUGGAGCCAGCGGGCCCUGAGCUUCGCCAUUUUCCUGAUCCUGGCCUUGGCGUUCAUCGAGGCCCCUUCCUCCCUCACCUGGACGGCCGACGUGCGCUACCGCCCGCGGCCCUGGGCCCCGCCCUGCGGCCUGACCGAGGGCGUCGAGGCGCUCUGCCUGCUGCUCUUCGUGGCCGACGUCUCCGUGAAGGGCUACCUGGUGGGGUGGGCCCAAUUCCAGAAGAAUCCGUGGCUGCUGGCCUACCUGGUGGUGCUGGCUGUGUCCCUGGUGGACUGGACCGUGUCCCUGAGCCUUGCUUGUCAGGAGUCCCUGCGCGUCCGCCGGCUGCUCCGCCCCUUCUUCCUGCUGCAGAACUCCUCCAUGAUGAAGAAGACCCUGAAGUGCAUCCGGUGGUCGCUGCCCGAGAUGGCCAGUGUCGGGCUGCUGCUGACCAUCCACCUGGGCCUCUUCACCGUGCUGGGAAUGCUGCUCUUCACCAUGGGCGAGAAGGAUGGAAAGCAGGACAAGGAGAGACUGGCCUACUUCCGGAGCCUUCCAGAAGCACUGACGUCCCUCCUGGUGCUGCUGACCACUGCCAACAACCCCGACGUGAUGACGCCUGCGUAUUCCAAGAACCGGGCCUAUGCCAUCUUCUUCAUCGUCUUCACGCUCAUAGGGAGCCUGUUUCUCAUGAACCUGCUGACCGCCAUCAUCUACAAUCAGUUCCGGGGCUACCUGAUGAAGUCGCUGCAGACGUCGCUGCUCCGCCGCAGGCUGGGGACCCUGGCUGCCUUCCAAGUCCUGUCCUCCGUGGCGGGGGGCACCGGAGCCGCCCCCGCGGCAAUUGGGGUGCAGCCCCAGGAUGUGCUGCAGGUGCUUCAGAAAGCCCGGCUGGGCGGCUCCCACAAGCAGGUCCUCAUGGAGAAGGUGCGCUCCCACGACGGGGACCUGCUGCUGGCCCACGACUUCCAGAAGCUCUUUGAUGAGGUUGACAAAAGUGUGAUCAAAGAGCACCCGCCCAGGCCGCAGUACCGCACGCCGCUCCUGCGCACGGCCCAGGUCCUCUUCAGCCACCGCUACUUCGACUACGUGGGGAACCUCGUGGCCCUGGGAAACCUUGUGUCCAUCGGUGUGUUCCUGGUGCUGGACGAGGAUCUGCAGCCCGGGGCGCGCAAUGACUUCAUCCUGGGGGUGCUCAACUAUGUCUUCCUCCUGUACUACGUGCUGGAGCUGCUGCUCAAGGUCUUCGCCCUGGGCCCCUACGGCUACCUCUCCUACCCCAGCAACGUGUUCGACGGCGUCCUCACCCUCCUCUUGCUGGUUCUGGAGCUCUCCGCCCUGGCCGCGUCCCCGCUCCCCCAGGCCGGCCGGACGCCGGGGGCGCUGGGCCUGCUGUCGCUGUGGGACGUGACACGGCUGGUGAACAUGCUCAUCGUGCUGCGCUUCCUCCGCGUCAUCCCCAGGAUGAAGCCUGUGGCAGUGGUGGCCAGCACCAUCCUCGGCCUGGUGCAGAACUUGCGGGCGUUUGGUGGGGUCCUGGUGGUGGUAUACUACGUAUUCGCCAUCAUCGGGAUCAGCCUGUUUCGGGGUGCCGUGGUGGCUCCUGGGAACAGCAGCCUGGCCCCUGCCAACGUCUCGGCGCCCUGUGGAAGCUUCGAGCAGCUGGAGUACUGGGCCAACAACUUCGACGACUUUGCUGCAGCGCUGAUCACGCUGUGGAACGUGAUGGUCGUGAACAACUGGCAGGUGUUCCUGGACGCCUAUCGCCGCUACGCGGGCCCGUGGUCGAAGGUCUACUUCGUUCUGUGGUGGCUGGUGUCCUCCGUCAUCUGGGUCAACCUGUUCCUGGCCCUGCUUCUCGAGAACUUCCUUCACAAGUGGGACCCUCGCAGUCACCAGCGGCCCCCGGCCGGGACGCAGGAGGCCCCGCACCAGAGGCCCGUGGAGGAGCUCCUGUUCAGGGACGUGCUGGAGGAGCCCCGGGAGGAGGAGCUGCUGGAGCGGCUGCGGCAGCAUCCGCACCUGCGUCUGCCCAGGUGACAGCCGGGGCGCCGGGAGGAGAUGCCCGCCCAGGACGCACGCCAGCCGUGGAGGAAGA
Molecule: messenger RNA, 2297 nt
Organism: Perognathus longimembris pacificus (Pacific pocket mouse)
Lineage: Eukaryota; Metazoa; Chordata; Mammalia; Rodentia; Heteromyidae
Gene: Tpcn2
Product: two pore segment channel 2
Exons: 25
Coding region: 11-2239 (742 amino acids)
Biological process (GO): transmembrane transport; monoatomic ion transport
Cellular component (GO): lysosomal membrane
Molecular function (GO): monoatomic ion channel activity; voltage-gated channel activity
Source: RefSeq, a predicted model, not a curated record